UGUGGUUGUACUGCGUCAGCAUGUCACUUGUCUCUAGUGUCAAAUUUGGGGGUUACUUUUAUUUAUUUAUGAAGUGAAUUUUCCAAAAGUGGAUGAUAAUAUUUCCAACUAAAAGGAAAUAGACUAUUUUUAAAAGAAAACUUUGAACAUUCAAUAUAACGAUAUUUUCAUUUUCGGGUACUUUCCGAAACAAUAUGCCUCGACGUGGAGGAGUAGCCAAAAAAGAUGGACCUGAAUCAGGGGAAGAUUCUGAUGAAUACAGGAAAAGAAGGGACAGAAACAACCAGGCUGUGAAGCGAAGCAGGGUGAAAUCGAAACAGAAAACACAAGAAACAGUUCAUCGCGUAAACAAGUUGAAAGAAGAGAACACAAUCCUAGAAGAGAGAGUGAAAACCCUCACCAAGGAGUUGGGCUUCUUGAAAGAACUCUUUCUCGCUCAUGCAUCCAAUAGUGUGGACAAAUCCAAAUUUAGUGAUGUAGACCUACAAAAGCUUGUGGAAGACACCAGCACUCCCGGUGGAAGUAACACUUAGUUUCACGAGUGAUGUGUGUAUCGGUGAGAGUUCAGACUGAGGAAAUAAUUGAGUUUCUUCCUUGAUCCUUUUUCAACACUCAAGGUUCACAGGUGGUACCUGAAUGAAAAAAUGAGAUUUAUCUGCCGAAUUAUUUCACAAAUUGAACAGGGGCAUGUAUAUUUGGAUAUUCAACAGUAUUUCCAAUAUGAGAUAACAGUAACACCAAAAAGUGAUAAACUUCAGGUACUUAUUGAAAGUUCACACAAAUAGAUGAAUAUAGUAAUGAGUUAUCCAAGCAGUGUAAAUGAUUGUGUUUAGGAAGGAUAAAUAGGUACUCUAAGGAAAACCAAUAUUCAAUGAUUCAUGUUUUGUUUGUGGAACUAAAAAAAAGCAUA
Messenger RNA from Leptinotarsa decemlineata (Colorado potato beetle), 910 nucleotides. RefSeq names its product CCAAT/enhancer-binding protein gamma. Gene Ontology annotation, molecular function: RNA polymerase II cis-regulatory region sequence-specific DNA binding; DNA-binding transcription factor activity, RNA polymerase II-specific. The record is from RefSeq and is a predicted model, not a curated record. Gene Ontology annotation, biological process: regulation of transcription by RNA polymerase II; DNA-templated transcription. Lineage: Eukaryota; Metazoa; Arthropoda; Insecta; Coleoptera; Chrysomelidae.